AUGCAAUUGAAAUAUCUACUUGUCACGUUGACAACUUUGGUCGGGGCAGCAGUUAGUACCGAAAUUUACACUAUUUCCAACACCACUGAUGUCAAGAGUCUCUUUUACCCCAUUGAGGAGGAACAUAUGGUUCAUGAAUUUGAGCAGCUGGAGGAAAUCCAUUCGUGGAAAUUUUACAAUUAUCAACAUUUUCAAUCAUCGCAAUUGUGGCAGGAGUUGGAUGCGUCUUCGGGAGUGGAGACUGAGUUUAAUCAGACUGUGGUGCAUUUGAUUGAGAGUAAUGAGACUUUGAUUCUUUCUUCGUUGAGUCCUGUUACUUUUUUCGAGUUUGAAAUUGAUUCGUUUUUGAGUCAUGGAAAAUUGGGUGCAAAUGCAAAUUCAUCGGUGGAUUGGUUUGGCGAGGAUGAUGAUGGUGGUGGUAUCGAUGACGAGUUGGAUUUGGACCAAGAGGCUGCCGCUAUUUCGGGUAAAGAAAGAGGAUUUGGAGGCGGGGCUUUAAGUGGCGACGAUGAUGAAGAUGAAAGGGCCACCAUGAUUAUCCAAUUUGAUCCAGAUGGUGAAAUUCUCAAGCGUGCUUCCCCCAAUACGGCUAUCAAUUUGUUUUUGGUUAGUUUAUUUGUUGAAUCUGGAGCUGAUGGGGUCAAGAGUAUGGUUGAGAAUGAUGAUACGAUUUUUAUUGUUCCUAGUAAAGAUGGCGAUGUUCAAUUUGAAGCACAAGGGAUUUUGAAAUUGAUUAUUCUUCCAAUUCUCAAGUUGAAGAAGUUGAUUUGGAUCAUUGAAAAGAAGACCAUUGCAUUGUUGAUCAAGCUUAAAGAAUUGACGGCUGCGAUAUUGAAAAAGACAAAGAGGGUUAUCAUUUUGUUUACAAUCAAGACUAAAUUGGUCAUAUUGAAGACGUUGUUUCUUAUUAAACAAAAGGUUAAGAAGGCUAAAUUAUUGGUUGAGAUUGUGGCGAUUGUGACGAAGGAGAAGACAAAGUAUAAGAUUAAAAAGACAUUGAUGAUUAUAGCCAUGUUGAAGGAGAAGGCAAAGGAUAAGGUGCGUAAUACGAAGGAGGCUUUGAGAGCGGCAAAGGACAAGUUAAAGAAAGGGAGUGGGGACUGGAGUGAUAGUGAUUGA
Lodderomyces theae is the source of this 1119-nucleotide messenger RNA. RefSeq lists its product as uncharacterized. Lineage: Eukaryota; Fungi; Ascomycota; Pichiomycetes; Serinales; Debaryomycetaceae. The coding region runs from base 1 to 1119 and encodes 372 amino acids. The transcript has a single exon. The record is from RefSeq and is a predicted model, not a curated record.